This is a messenger RNA of Eruca vesicaria subsp. sativa (arugula), 1351 nucleotides long. Lineage: Eukaryota; Viridiplantae; Streptophyta; Magnoliopsida; Brassicales; Brassicaceae. The record is from the annotation of a GenBank genome assembly.
UACUAUUUUUGACCCUACACGUUCUUGGUGGAGCGCGCAUUACACACUGCGUCAGAAUCGAAUCUCACGCGUCUUUUCCUUACCUUUUAGUUCUUCGAGCCCACAAGAAUCGCAUAUCUGAUUUCAUCUAAUUCGUGGGUCCAUCCUCAGAGAUGUGGUCGGCGGUGGGUGUUUUGAGGCGUACGGCGGUUUCCGCCGUGAGUAAAGGUUCUCCGAUAAGGCCACGGCUCGGCAGUGGUUGCAGAUGUCUCACCGUCGAAACAACAGAGAAGGAGAAGGAAAAGGAAAAAGAAAAGGAAAAGGAAAAGGCUGAGGAGAUAACUAUAACGGAAGCGAAGAAGCUAAUGAGGUUAGUGAAUGUUGAUGAGAUGAAGAAGAAGCUCGGUUGUAUGGGGAAUGAAGAAACUGUCUCUUACACUAAACUCAUUGAAGCAUCUCAAGGUUUAGGUGUCGCUAGAUCUCUCGACGAAGCUCACGCUUUCGCUCGUUUACUCGAUGAUGCUGGUGUGAUUUUGAUUUUCCGUGAUAAAGUCUAUCUUCAUCCAGAUAAGGUAGUCGAGUUGAUUAGAAAGGCAGUGCCUUUAGGUUUAAAUCUAGAGGAUGAUCCAGCUAAAGUCGAGUUCGAAAAGCUAAGGAGUAUGAAGGAAGAGAUUGAUGUUUUAGCUCAUAAGCAAGUGAGGAAGAUUCUGUGGUGUGGUCUUGGUUACUCAGUGGUUCAGAUCGGACUGUUCUUCAGGCUAACUUUCUGGGAAUUUUCAUGGGAUGUGAUGGAACCGAUUACGUUUUUCACUACAGCAACUGGGAUUAUUGUUGGUUAUGCUUAUUUCUUGAUGACUUCGAGGGACCCAACCUAUCAAGAUUUCAUGAAGAGGUUGUUUCUUUCUAGGCAGAGGAAGUUGCUCAAGAGUCGUAAGUUUGAUGUUGAGAGGUUUAAGGAACUUGAGAAGAAGUGGAAGAUGACGUCUUCUUCUUCAUCUUCGUUUCUUUCUUGCCACGCGAACGCAUCGAUUCGGAAAUGUGUUGGGGUUGAUCUUGAUUUAGAGGAUUCUUUGCAUAGUCGCACGGAUUGAUUCUUUCGGUUUCUGGUUUUUUAACCAAUAUUCACUUUUGGUUUUAUAUACUUGAACCAGUGUCACUGGAGGUUCUUCUUCAUGUUUGAUUCUUUGGUGUUUACAAAAAAGAAUCCAAAGGAUGUUUAGUUUUGCAAGUAGUCAAUGGAGAUUUAUUUGAUAAUCUUCAGCUACUGUUAUCUAAAAUCACUGAUAAAUGGAACCCUUUACUUUAUGGUUUUAUGUUUUUACCGGACUAUAAUAAAUUGAACGAACCUUUGAUUAUGGGAAAAUCACAUAAA